Musa acuminata AAA Group (dessert banana) is the source of this 1692-nucleotide messenger RNA. RefSeq names its product F-box/kelch-repeat protein At1g67480-like. Bases 250 to 1428 code for a protein of 392 amino acids. The record is from RefSeq and is a predicted model, not a curated record. The transcript has 3 exons. Gene Ontology annotation, molecular function: protein binding. NCBI's taxonomy places the organism in Eukaryota, Viridiplantae, Streptophyta, Magnoliopsida, Zingiberales, Musaceae.
GCACUCCUAAAGCAGCGUUGGUGUCUCUCGGAAGCUCUUGGGAAAUUUGGAUUUGGGUGCCAUGUUUGAAGAGCUCUGAAACAGCCCAGAAACCAUUGAAGAGCUCACGCUUGCACUGUUUGAAUCCUCCCCAUUAUUCAUACCUUUGCAAUUCCCUUGAGUGGCGACGGCUAUCUUUGAAUAAACUGAAAGGGCAGAUUUUGCUGCUUAUAUCUAUCUAUCUAUCUAUCUAUCUUGGGUCAUUGCAAAAUGCCAACUUUAGCUGUGCCUGGCCUCCUUGGGUUCAGAAGACAAUUUGUUGAUUCAGAGAUGCAACUCAACAUUCCGAUGCAAAAUAGCAUAGCAACUCUACAAAAAGUUGCAGAUGGUCUUAUCACGCAAAUGCAAAUGCAAAUGCAAAUGCACCCCAUCAUCCCUGGGUUGCCGGACGAUGUGGCAAAGACCUGCCUUGCACUUGUUCCUCGGUGUGACAUUCCCGUUAUGGGUGCAGUCUGCAAGACAUGGAGGUCAUUUAUCCAAAGCAAGGAGUUCCUUACCGUGAGAAAGGAUGCCAAGCAGGUCGAAGAGUGGCUUUUCAUCUUAACCGGGGAUGCACAAGGGAGAGAGAGCCAUUGGGAGGUCUGGGGAGGCUCAGGAGAGAAACUCAAGGUGCUCCUGCCGAUGCCUGGCCCUGCGAAGGCUGGGUUUGGCGUUGCAGUUCUGGAUGCGAAGCUCAUUAUCGUCGGUGGAUAUGUUGUCGAUGCUGGUACCAAAUGUGUCUCAAAUGAUGUUUAUCAGUAUGAUUCUCGGCUUAACAGAUGGAGUUUGCUAGCGAAGAUGAGCGUCGCUCGCCAUGACUUCGCCUGUGAUGUGGUCAAUGGUCUAAUAUACGCUGUCGGGGGGUUGGGACCCAAUGGCGAAAACUUAUCUAGCGUCGAAGUUUACGACCCAGACAAAAAUCAGUGGACCUUAAUCGAAAGCCUUCGCCGCCCGAGGUGGGGUUGCUUCGCUUGCAGCUUUGAUGGUUUGCUUUACGUCAUGGGUGGCCGCUCUAGCUUCACGAUCGGCAAUUCCAGGUUUGUGGAUGUGUACAGCCCGCAACGCCACUCAUGGCAUGGCAUGAAGAUUGGUUGCGUGAUGGUCACUACCCAUGCCAUGCUAGGGAAGAAACUCUUUUGUAUGGGGUGGAGAAAUCAGCGGAAGCUGUCUAUAUUUGAUCCGGUCGAAAAUUCAUGGCACGAUGUCCCGGUUCCAGUUUCUGGGAGCUCUGCGAUCGGGUUUUGCUUCGGCAUAUUUGGUGGGAAAUUGUUGCUUUUCUCUGUCAAGAACGAACCAGGGUAUCAUACACUGUCGUAUGAUCCGGAUGCUCCAGUAGGAUCAGAAUGGCAGAUUUCUUCGUUUAAGCCUUGGGGGGGCGUUUGCUUGUGCAGUGUGACGAUCGAAGCAUAAAAGGGUUUUUUGUUGAGCUAUAUAUUAUAUUGACCAUGCCAUCCCAUCCGUCUACGAAGUUGCAGGAGUUUCUCGAUCAUUUUACUUGUGAUUUGUUGUUGACUUGCGGUGGAAGUUAGUACAUUAGAUUGACUUGAUUUGAUUGUUGCUAUUCACAGCUAGAUUUCUUUCUUUUGAUAUGUCACUAAUCAUUGUUGUUAGCUUAAUUGUGUAAUCUUACGACUAUCUAUGAAAGGUGGAGAUGUAUAUGUGUGAUGAUGAUGA